AUGCAAAACACAUCUAUUACAAGGUAUAAACGUUCACAAGGUCGUCCAGCCAAAGAUCCAGAAACAAUCAGCAUAAAUGAGAUGUGUGAGGAAAAAAUUGCUAAAUUGGGAGAUAGAUUUUCUAUAAUAAAACAAAAAUAUGAAGAUUUAACAAGGAACCAAAUGUUGGAUUUUGCAGAAAAGAUGAAAAAAGAACAUAAUAUAAAAAUAAAAUAUGCAACAAAAAGAAAUCUGACCAGAUUUCUAAUAUGGAUAUGUGAAAAUUACGAAAACCUUGCACCUUAUUUAGAAUCUCUCGUCUCAACAAGUUCAUCUCCAACAAUUGGCAUCAUUACAGAAGCUUCAAAAUCUAAUGAAUCUAAUGAAAAAGAUGAUAAUAAUGAUUAUGAUGGUAAUACGUGUUAUGUAAUGGAUGAUACGGAGUUUACAGAAUUUCAAGAAAUUCAGGGUGUUUUUUAA
This is a messenger RNA of Trichomonas vaginalis G3, 459 nucleotides long. RefSeq lists its product as uncharacterized. NCBI's taxonomy places the organism in Eukaryota, Parabasalia, Trichomonadida, Trichomonadidae. The record is from RefSeq and is a predicted model, not a curated record. The coding region runs from base 1 to 459 and encodes 152 amino acids. The transcript has a single exon.